AUAUGACUUUCUGUAUUUCCCAAGCCUCGCUUCCCCAUUUACUAAAGUAGCAGUCACGUUACAAGAAUGGAGCUGCCCCGGGUCGCUGUAUGGCUCCUUUCUUUCCUGCUAAUCGAUUCAGGAAGGACAGAACCAGCCUCUGAAUCGUGGGGCUACGUGGAUGUCCGAGAGGGGGCGCACAUGUUCUGGUGGCUGUACAACGGCUCUGGGGGGAAUUUUAAGGAGCUGCCCCUUGUCAUGUGGCUGCAGGGAGGACCAGGGGGCUCUAGCUGCGGUUUUGGGAACUUUGAAGAGAUUGGACCCCUGGACAGGGACCUGAAACCCAGAAACACAACUUGGGUGAAGGCAGCCAGCGUGCUCUUUGUGGACAACCCGGUUGGCACCGGUUACAGCUACACCGAUAACAAUGGCUUUGCCAAGGACGUGGCCACGGUGGCAGAGGACAUGAUGGUCCUGCUCAAGAACUUCUUCAGCUCCAAAGCAGAAUUCCAGGGUGUGCCGUUUUACAUAUUCUCUGAAUCAUACGGCGGGAAAAUGGCCGCAGCAAUCUCACUGUACCUCUCAAAGGCUAUAUCAAAGGGGGAGAUUAAAUGCAGCUUUGCUGGGGUGGCCUUGGGCGACUCCUGGAUCUCACCUAUGGAUUCUGUUCGCACUUGGGGCCCUUAUCUCUACAGCACAUCUCUGCUGGACGACAACGGGCUAAGCGAGGUCAGAAAAGCAGCCAAGGCCGUGGAGGAGGCCAUCACCCAGGGCGACUUCCUGAAGGCCACACAGCUGUGGUCGACUGCAGAGUCCGUGGUGGAGGAGAACACCAAUGGGGUCAACUUCUACAACAUCCUCACCCCAGCAUCAGAAGAGCGAGUAAGCAGCGUAGCGGGACACGGAUACCUGGCCCUGCUGGUGAGACGCCACGUCAAGCCUCUGCACAGACAGUCACUCAGUGAAUUAAUGAACGGCCCAAUCAGAAAGAAGCUGAAGGUCAUCCCCCAGAACGUCACGUGGGGAGGCCAGUCAGAAGCAGUGUUCAGCUACAUGGCUGGGGACUUCAUGAAGCCAGUGGUGGACAUUGUGGACGAGCUCCUGGCGGCUGGAAUCAAUGUCACGGUCUACAACGGGCAACUGGACCUGAUUGUAGACACGAUAGGUCAGGAGCUGUGGGUGAAAAAGCUGAAGUGGACGGGUCUCCCAUCCUUCAACAACCUGCGAUGGACGCCGCUGGAUGACCCAGCUGCUCCGGGCCAGACGGGAGCCUUUUACAAGACGUACCAAAACUUCGCAUUCUAUUGGAUCCUCAAAGCUGGUCACAUGAUCCCGUCAGAUCAGGGAAACAUGGCUCUGAAGAUGCUGACAAUGGUGACGAGGCAGGAGUGAAUCGCCGCGCAGAUAACAGCCGUGACAAUCAACCAAAUAUCGCCAAAUUUCACCAAAUACGCGUGUCCCUUAUGUGUUCCUCACGGACCCUGUCUUCCUGUCUAUAUGUUUGAUUACCUCUUGAAAGUGUUUUGUUUACUGCUGUACAUGUAUUUGAGCAUAUUAAACACUUUUUUUUCUCAAA
Paramormyrops kingsleyae is the source of this 1555-nucleotide messenger RNA. RefSeq names its product serine carboxypeptidase 1 (gene scpep1). Lineage: Eukaryota; Metazoa; Chordata; Actinopteri; Osteoglossiformes; Mormyridae. Gene Ontology annotation, molecular function: serine-type carboxypeptidase activity. The record is from RefSeq and is a predicted model, not a curated record. Gene Ontology annotation, biological process: proteolysis.